AGAUAGAUAGAUAGAUAGAUAGAUAGAUAGAUAGAUAGGUGAGCAGGUGACCGUUAAUUCGCGCUAAUUCUCUGAAAACAACAGCCAGGAGAGUGACAUCAGCGGUGAUCCCGGGCCCCUCGCGCGGGGAUUGGUUGAGACUCACUCACCCUGUCCCGCGCGCUAAGCUCGCGUUUCAGUCAGUGUGUGAGUGAGUGAGAGAGAGAGUGAGGGGAACCGAGGACCGAACGCGCGAUCUCUCCCGGACCUCCACCGGUACAGUGGUAUCAUGGGGAACGCGCCCGGUACGUCUCUGGAAGAGCUGAGCGCGUGCGAGUCGCACCAGUGGUACCGGAAGUUCAUGACCGAGUGUCCGUCCGGUCAGCUCACGUUCUACGAGUUCAAGAAGUUCUUCGGGCUGAAGAAUCUGUCGGAGUCCUCAAACGAGUACGUCACGACCAUGUUCAACACCUUCGACAUGAACGAUGAUGGCUGUAUAGACUUCAUGGAGUACGUGGCGGCUCUGAGUCUGAUCCUGAAGGGAAACGUUCAGCAGAAGUUACGCUGGUACUUCAAACUCUACGACGUGGACGGCAGCGGAUGCAUCGACCGCGACGAGCUGCUGCUGAUCUUCAAGGCCAUUCGAGCCAUCAGUGGAGUCGAGCAGGAGGUUUCAGCUGAAGAGUUCACUGGCAUGGUGUUCGACAAGAUUGAUCUGAAUGGAGAUGGGGUUUUAUCUCUGGAUGAGUUCAUGGAGGGAAUCCAGGCGGACGAGACGCUCUUGAAGAUGUUGACCCAGACUUUAGAUCUGUCUCAUAUCGUCAAGAAGAUCUACAGCGAGAUCAACUCUGAGGAGAAGGUCACCUGACCCAGCCCAGCCCGAGAUCAUGAUGAAGAUGAUGAUGAUGAUGAGCGCUGGCUCUGGUUCUGUGAGUGGCGUCUGGACGGGUCGGUUUACGGCUGAACUUCACUGUCGAGUGAGGAGGUUUAAACCCUCGACACAUCAGAUAUUAACAGGAUUAACUGUGUGGGACUGAACUUUAAAAGCCAACAGCUGAUCAUUCUCCUGUAAUCUUACAGAAUCACGGUAGUGAACUAGAGCAAACCCUUCAAGUGCACUUAAAAAUGUUUCUUCUGUUCCAAUCAUUCCUGUAAAAUACAACAUUUCUUCAGUCCUGUGAUGUUUAUCAGAAGAAUUACAAUUAUUUUCAUGUGGAAAAAAAAAUUGGAGUAUUAUAUUUUGUAGGACACACUUAUAAUGUUAUUUCACUUUUCAAAAUAAAUUUCAAAAUAGAUUCCUUUUUCAAAAUAAAACUUGAACGUGUAAAUUCUAUGCAGAAUAAUAACUAUAAACAGCCUCAAAAUAUGUGACAUGAUACAUCGAAUUGACUAUCAGUGCAAUUUUGUAUUUAUGUCACAAACAUUUGUUAAAAAUUAUUAUUUGUAUGAAAUACAUGUAAAUUAACAAUUAUAAUCAGCAUUAUUUAAGUAUUAUUUAUAUACAAUUAAAGUGUUUAUCACGGAAGCCCUGAACCGCAAGGUGAGAAAAAAAAAGAAAACUUAUCUCGUUAUAACGACAUAAUAAGGGGCGCAUUCUAAUAUGCGUUAAGCUAUAUUUAGCGUUCUUAUAAUGACUUUCUAUGGGGGGACAUUGAUUAACGUCAAAUUGAACGCUUUGCGUUCAAAUUCUAGACUUUUCUGAUUUUUGUAGUAUACUUAUAAGUUUAGAAUCAUAAUAAUUAAAAGAAAUGCACGCACAAUCCGUGAGCUUGAUAAAUGUUGCAGUUUUAGGCUACUAUCCACAAACAAAUUGGGUUCAAUUGUGCAAACUUCAGAAUUCAACGAAUGCACUGCAACAACAAAAAUA
This is a messenger RNA of Pimephales promelas (fathead minnow), 1846 nucleotides long. RefSeq names its product guanylyl cyclase-activating protein 1. NCBI's taxonomy places the organism in Eukaryota, Metazoa, Chordata, Actinopteri, Cypriniformes, Leuciscidae. Gene Ontology annotation, molecular function: calcium ion binding; calcium sensitive guanylate cyclase activator activity. The record is from RefSeq and is a predicted model, not a curated record. Gene Ontology annotation, biological process: visual perception; positive regulation of guanylate cyclase activity. Gene Ontology annotation, cellular component: cone photoreceptor outer segment; photoreceptor inner segment.